AUGGCUGACUGGGACAACGUCACCAAGAUUGGCAGCAAGGUUCGCGGCCCCGGGGCAUCCGACCGUGAGACUGUCGUUAGAGGCAAGAGCGCCUUGAACGCCGCUCAGCGAAGCGGUGCCAUUCUCGCGACCGAGAAGAAGUACAGCUCUGCCAAUGCGGCCGGCAGCGGAUCCGAGGGUCAGCGGCUCACCAAGGUGGACCGCUCCGACGACAUCAUCAAGCCCAACACGGUUGGCAAGCUCGUCGGCGACACCAUCUCGGCCGCUCGCCAGAAGAUGGAGCCCAAGAUGACGCAAAAGGACCUCGCCACCCGCUGCAACACCACCCAGUCCGUCGUCGCCGACUUCGAGCGCGGGUCCGCCACCCCCGACCAGAAGGUUCUCGGAAACAUGGAGCGCGUCCUCAACGUGAAGCUGCGAGGCAACGACGUCGGCGCCCCCAAGUUCCCCAACAAGAAGUGA
Messenger RNA from Drechmeria coniospora, 462 nucleotides. RefSeq names its product putative multiprotein bridging factor MBF1. Gene Ontology annotation, molecular function: DNA binding. The record is from RefSeq and is a predicted model, not a curated record. The coding region runs from base 1 to 462 and encodes 153 amino acids. Gene Ontology annotation, cellular component: nucleus. The transcript is spliced from 2 exons. Lineage: Eukaryota; Fungi; Ascomycota; Sordariomycetes; Hypocreales; Ophiocordycipitaceae.